AUGAUUCAACCCCACCCUAGAAUAUCAACACUGGAAUACCUCAUAGUUUUCAGAGUUCACAAUCCAGGGCUUACCAAUCUCAUUCAAUUAACUCUACUUUCUGCUUACAGACAAAUGGAAUAGGAAAACCUGACCAGUGUCUCAGAAUUUUUCCUUCUGGGACUCUCCCAACAGCCAGAGCAGCAGUGGCCCCUCUUUGGUCUAUUCCUGUCCAUGUACUUGGUCACAGUGAUGGGCAACCUCCUCAUCAUUCUGGCCAUCACUGCUGAUGCUCAACUCCACACUCCCAUGUUCUUCUUCCUGGCCAACCUCUCCCUCUCUGAUACCUGCUUCAUUUCUACCAGUCUGGCAAAUACAUGGGCCCAAAAUCAGGUCAUCUCCUACACAGAGUGUCUAUCACAACUGUAUUUUGUCUUGAUGUUUGGGAUGCUGGAGGCAUUCCUCUUGGCUGCCAUGGCCUAUGACUGCUACAUGGCCAUAUGCUACCCACUCCAUUACAUCAUGGUCAUGAGCCCUGGACUCUGUGUCCUCCUAGUGUCUGCAUCCUGGGUCAUGAAUGCCCUCCACUCCCUCCUACACACACUCUUGAUGAGCAGCCUGUCCUUCUGUGCAGACCAAGAGACUGCACACUUCUUCUGUGACAUCAACCCCCUUCUGAGUCUGUCCUGCACAGACCCCUUCAUCAAUGAACUGGUGAUCUUCACUGUAGGGGGUCUUGUGGGUCUGGUUUGUGUGCUUUGCCUGGUUAUCUCUUAUGCAUACAUUUUCUUGACAAUGCUGAAGAUCCCCUCAGCUCAGAGGAAGUGGAAAGCCUUUUCCACCUGCCGCUCUCACCUCUCUGUGGUCUGUCUACACUUUGGGAGUUCCUUUUGUGUUUACUUCAGCCCCCUCUCCAACCGCUUGGCACAGAAGGGUGCAGUUGCAUCAGUGAUGUACACGGUGGUAACCCCAAUGCUAAACCCCUUUAUCUAUAGUUGGAGGAACAGAGACAUCAAGUCUUCCCUGAAAAAGCUAAUGUGGGCUAGGAAAAUUCAUUCCCCUUAG
Dama dama (fallow deer) is the source of this 1044-nucleotide messenger RNA. RefSeq names its product olfactory receptor 1G1-like. Gene Ontology annotation, biological process: G protein-coupled receptor signaling pathway. Lineage: Eukaryota; Metazoa; Chordata; Mammalia; Artiodactyla; Cervidae. The record is from RefSeq and is a predicted model, not a curated record. Gene Ontology annotation, molecular function: G protein-coupled receptor activity; olfactory receptor activity. Gene Ontology annotation, cellular component: membrane.